GCUACGCUUAGGAGUUUGGCGGGGUGCUGGUGACGCCCGAGCAGAUCCGAAUGGCGUUCCAGUUCCUGGACGUCGAGAAGAAGGGCCGCGUGACGCUCGAGAACCUGCGCUCGCGACUGGGCAUCUUCUUCGACAACAUGAGUCUCAAGGACGUGCGUCUGCUGCUGAGCGAGGAAGCGGAGCUCACGGAGGAGUACCUGAACGCUCUGCUGCUGCCGAACGAGGUCAAGAACUUCGACCCGGUGGCGGAGGCCUUCAAGGCCUACGACCCGGAGGAGACGGGCUUCAUCUCGCGCGAGAUGCUGCGCUACGUAUUCGAGCGUUUGGGCUACGGCGCGCUGACGGAGGAAGACCUGGACGUGCUUAUCUCGUGCGCGGACGCUGACCGCGACGGCCGCAUCAACCUGGCGGACUUUCGAGCCAUGCUUGAGUAAAAAUACGCUUCCUUCAUUC
Messenger RNA from Phytophthora sojae, 453 nucleotides. RefSeq lists its product as hypothetical. The record is from RefSeq and is a predicted model, not a curated record. The transcript has a single exon. Bases 51 to 434 code for a protein of 127 amino acids. Lineage: Eukaryota; Oomycota; Peronosporomycetes; Peronosporales; Peronosporaceae. Gene Ontology annotation, molecular function: enzyme regulator activity; calcium ion binding.